Molecule: messenger RNA, 438 nt
Organism: Pseudovirgaria hyperparasitica
Lineage: Eukaryota; Fungi; Ascomycota; Dothideomycetes; Acrospermales; Acrospermaceae
Exons: 2
Coding region: 1-438 (145 amino acids)
Source: RefSeq, a predicted model, not a curated record
AUGCCACUCAUACAUUACACGACCCCAAUUGAACAACGAUCCGGAUCUCCUCUCACUCAAGCACAAGCCGAAGCUCGCCUUCAACCGCAAGGUAUCUCUGCAAUCUCUUCCGGCGGCUGCACCGACAAGACGAAUCCUAAAUGUACAUCGUACGCGGGUAUUCUCAGCGGAACUGUGGACGGAGCCAUAACACUUAAAGGCGCAUGUGGUUGUGACAUCACUAUCACCGGUGGUACCGAGACUGGACAUGCAGGCGGCACGUAUAGUCAUGCCAACGGCUAUAAAUUCGAUUUCAGGAAGAAUACAGCGCUGAACAACUAUGUCACGCAGACUUUCACACGCAUCGCAGACCGUGGAGACGGAUAUCCGCAGUGGAAGAGCGCGGCUGGGAAUAUCUACUGCGAUGAAGGUAAUCAUUGGGAUGUGACGUAUUAUUGA